Molecule: messenger RNA, 1383 nt
Organism: Lodderomyces parapsilosis
Lineage: Eukaryota; Fungi; Ascomycota; Pichiomycetes; Serinales; Debaryomycetaceae
Gene: RCH1
Product: Rch1p
Exons: 1
Coding region: 1-1383 (460 amino acids)
Cellular component (GO): plasma membrane
Source: RefSeq, a predicted model, not a curated record
AUGACAUCAGAAAUACUACAAAGGAUAAAACAGCAUAAAGCAUACAUAUGGCUGAAAAAAGUAUUUGAUUUUCUACUAGGUCAGUGGUUCUUUAUACUUCUAGGCGUAUUUGUUGCCCUCGCCCACUCAUAUCCUGAAUUUGCCAAGGAAGGUGGUACUGUGAAAGGAGAGUAUUCCAUCGGGUAUGGAGCAGUUGCUGUUAUUUUCCUCAUUAGUGGAUUAUCCAUGUCAACAAAACAACUUAUUGUUAAUGCUAUGAAUUGGCGAGCUCAUUUCACCGUGUUAUCGAUGUCUUUUUUAAUAACUAGUGCCAUUAUUUAUGGAUUAGUUUGCGCCAUCAAAGCAUCACAUGACGGACAAAUUGAUGAUUGGCUACUUGUUGGGUUAAUUGUUACUCAUGCGUGUCCAACUACUGUUUCAUCGAAUGUUGUCAUGACAAAACAAGCUGAUGGCAAUGAUAUUCUAACUUUGUGUGAAGUGUUUAUUGGUAAUAUCUUGGGAGCCUUCAUAACUCCAGCAUUGAUUCAAAUGUACUUGACAGGUUCGUGGGAUUUUGGUAAUCCAAGUCAUCAAACUGAAGGAACCAGCUCAGUAGGGGACCUUUACAGAAAUACAAUGAAACAAUUGGGAUUGAGUGUAUUUGUCCCCUUGUUUGUGGGACAAGUUGUACAAAAUGUGUUCCCCAAGCAAACAAAAUGGGCAUUGACCACUUUUAAAUUGAGUAAAGUUGGAUCAUUUAUGUUGUUGUUGAUUAUGUUUCAUUCAUUUUCCACUGCGUUUGCACAACAUGCCUUCACUAGUGUCUCCCAUGCAUCAAUUAUAUUUUUGGUGUUUUUCAAUAUUGGCAUAUACUUGUUUUUUACCGUUAUUGCAUUUGUUUAUUCACGACCUUUUUUCGUGAAACGUUGGUUAUGGGAGUUUCCCAAUGAAAAUUCAUCAAGAGCUUAUCGUUGGACAUAUAAAGUGUUUAAUCCAUUUUACUACAAUAAAAGGGAUACUGUGGCAGUAAUGUUGUGUGGUCCGGCAAAGACUGCCGCAUUGGGCGUUUCAUUAGUAUCGUCACAAUAUGGAGCUCAUAACCCCAAAUUGGGAAUCUUGUUGGUACCAUUGGUCUUGUAUCAAGCAGAACAAGUUAUGACGGCGAAUUUUCUCGUGACAUUGAUGAAGAAAUGGAUUCAUUAUGAUGAUGAUAAAAAGAAAGCGUCUGAUAAAGAGAGUGAAUUGAGUCAUCGAGAUACCGAUGAAGAAGAUAGGGAAGAAGUUGAACAAGAACGUAGAUUAGAGCAAGAAGAUGAUGAAAGGGAGGGACUUGAACAUGCUAUUAGUCGACACAAUGACGAAGACACGGUUUCUUAUUCUACCGAUUCGAAUGUAAAGAGGUAA